Oikopleura dioica is the source of this 1143-nucleotide messenger RNA. Lineage: Eukaryota; Metazoa; Chordata; Appendicularia; Copelata; Oikopleuridae. The record is from the annotation of a GenBank genome assembly.
AUGAGAAAUUCACUUUUUCGAAUUCCCGCGAGAUUUUUGAGAAAGACGCCGUUAUGGAAUCUUCACAAAGAGCAAAAUGCUACAAUGGCCGAAUUUGCUGGUUUUGACAUGCCGAUGAUUUACAAGGGAGUGUCGAUUCCUCAAUCUGUCGAACAUACUCGCUCCGUCUGCUCGAUUUUCGACGUGUCGCAUAUGCUCCAGACGCGGUUGACUGGAGAAGCAGCAGUUACCGCCAUUGAAUCUGUUUGCACUGCUGAUGUUGCUGCUAUGCCGGAUAAUUCAGGGUCUUUGGCUCUUUUUACAAAUGAUCAGGGAGGAAUUUUGGACGAUCUGAUUGUGAACAAAAUUUCAAACAAUGAAAUCUACAUCGUUUCAAAUGCUUCUAUGGCGGAGCAAGAUUUUGCGAUUUUGGAGACUGCUGCGGCUUCUUUUGGCUGUCGAUUGGAGAAGAUUGAGACUGGGCUUAUUGCCGUUCAAGGUCCUAAGGCCGCGGAAAUUCUUCAAAAAGGAACUACAACAGAUCUCUCCACCCUUUCUUUCAUGCAAGGAGCUGAUCUUUCCCUCUUUGGAAUCGACGGUAUUCGCGCAACAAGAUGCGGAUACACUGGAGAAGAUGGCUUCGAGCUUUCGAUUCCGGCAGAAGCAGUUGAGAAAUUGACGAAAAAACUGAUGGAGGAUGGAGCGCUUUUGGCAGGACUUGGAGCGAGGGAUACAUUGAGAUUGGAAGCAGGAUUGUGUCUUUAUGGAAAUGAUAUCGACGAAACGACGCUUCCACCAUCAGCUGUUCUUCUUUUUACCGUCCCGAAAUCUCGCAGAGCUCAGGGAAAUUUUCCUGGUUGUGCGGAAAUCGUGGCGCAGCAAAAGUCAAAGCCAGACGAAAAACGAGUUGGUUUGAUUUUUCAAAAGGGAAAACCACCUGCCAGACAAGGAGCAGAGCUUUUCAAAGACGGCGAAAAAAUCGGCCGAGUCACUUCUGGUGGCCCAAGUCCUACUCUCGGCCUUAAUAUUGGAAUGGGAUACGUCCCGCUCGAAUUAGCCAAGCCAGGGACACAACUUCAAGUCAAAGUCAGAAAGAAUGUUUUCGAAGCCGAAGUUACCAAAAUGCCAUUUAUCAAAUGCAACUACUAUACUGCGAAAAAAUGA